GAUGCCCCUGCGCUAAGAAAAUGCCACCCUCCUGGUUACCUCACGAUUUCCCAGCGAGAGCAGGGCCCCUGGUUCCCCCUUCUCUCUCUCUCCUCAAGGGCAGGGAUUCUUGGUACCCAUCCCACCGUCUCCCAACGACUAUUUAAUUCCUUCAGCCACAGGACUAUCUAAUGAAGGCACUGGACACGGACACCUCGGUAGUGCCACUCAGUCCUGUCCAGCCCUCUGGAGGGAGCUCGCCACUCGGAGCCGAGCCCCACUCCAGGGACGCAGUAGGAUUGGCCUCUGCAGCUGCCUGUCCAGCGGAUGUUCGGUGGCUCCCGGCAGCAGGUGUCUAGUUCGCAGCCAGUAUUGUAGCAGCGGUUGGCACAGACGCUGGAGCAGGAGUAGGAGCUGAUACAGGACCAGCAGCAGGCAUAAGGAAUUAAAGACAAUUGCUGUCUCUGUCAGAAGAUGGAAAACAGCAUAACCAGAAUUUCUCGUGAAGAGCUGGAAGAACUCAGAGAAGCAUUCAGUAAAAUAGAUAUUGACAAUAGUGGGUAUGUCAGUGAUUAUGAGCUUCAAGAUCUUUUUAAAGAAGCAAGCCUUCCCUUGCCUGGCUACAAAGUGCGAGAGAUUGUAGAAAAAAUUAUAGCAGUAACAGAUAGCAACAAAGAUGGGAAAAUCGACUUUGAAGAAUUUGUAUCGGUUAUUCAUGAGUUGAAAAGUAAAGAUAUUAGCAAAUCAUUCCGAAAAUCAAUAAACAAAAAACAGGGUAUUACAGCGAUUGGAGGAACUUCACCAAUUUCCAGUCAGGGGACACAGCACUCUUAUUCAGAGGAAGAAAAAGUUGCUUUUGUUCACUGGGUAAAUAAAACUCUUAAAGAUGACCCUGAUUGUAAGCAUCUCCUUCCCAUGAAUCCAUCAGAUGCCAGUCUUUUUAAGUCACUUGCAGAUGGCAUCCUCCUUUGCAAAAUGAUUAAUUUAUCCCAACCAGAUACAAUUGAUGAAAGAGCUAUUAAUAAGAAGAAGCUCACUCCUUUCACUAUUUCUGAAAACCUAAAUCUUGCCCUGAAUUCUGCAUCAGCUAUUGGCUGUACAGUGGUCAACAUUGGAUCACAAGAUCUAAAGGAAGGAAAACCACACUUGGUAUUAGGUCUCUUGUGGCAGAUCAUUAAAGUUGGUCUUUUUGCUGAUAUUGAGAUCUCCAGAAAUGAAGCUCUUAUUGCUCUGCUAAAUGAAGGGGAAGAACUAGAGCAGUUACUGAAACUUUCCCCAGAAGAGCUCUUGCUACGUUGGGUGAACUAUCAUCUGGCCAAUGCAGGAUGGCAGAAAAUCAACAACUUCAGUGAAGACAUUAAGGAUUCAAGAGCCUACUACCACCUGCUGAAUCAGAUUGCACUCAAAGGAGACAAAGAUGAUGAAAUUCCCAUUAACAUUGACCUUUCAGGAUUUAAUGAGAAAAAUGACUUGAAGAGGGCUGAAUAUAUGCUUCAGCAGGCAGACAAACUAGGCUGCAGACAGUUUGUUACUCCAGCUGAUGUAGUUGCAGGCAACCCUAAACUUAACUUGGCUUUUGUUGCAAAUCUCUUUAACACAUACCCAGCCCUGCACAAGCCUGACAGUUCCACGUAUGAUCUCAAUUUACUAGAAGGAGAAAGUAAGGAAGAGAGGACAUUCCGGAACUGGAUGAAUUCUCUGGGUGUAAACCCAUAUAUUAACCACUUGUACAGUGACCUUGCUGAUGCUUUAGUGAUCUUCCAGCUGUACGAAAUGAUUCGUGUGCCAGUAGAAUGGAACCAUGUUAACAAACCUCCGUAUCCUGCCCUUGGUGGUAACAUGAAAAAAAUUGAGAAUUGUAAUUAUGCAGUGGAAAUUGGGAAGACAAAGGCCAAAUUCUCCCUGGUUGGUAUUGCUGGACAGGACCUAAAUGAUGGCAAUGCAACUCUGACGUUGGCAUUGGUGUGGCAGCUGAUGAGAAGGUAUACUCUGAAUGUACUAUCAGACCUUGGAGAGGGGGAAAAAGUAAAUGAUGAAAUUAUUAUUAAAUGGGUGAAUCAAACUCUUGCAAAUGCAAACAAGAAAACCUCAAUUACCAGCUUCAAGGACAAAUCUAUUAGCACUAGUUUACCUGUACUAGAUUUAAUAGAUGCCAUUGCACCAAAAGCAAUUCGUCAAGAAAUGGUCAAGAGAGAAGAUCUUUCUGAACAAGACAAAUUGAAUAAUGCUAAAUAUGCCAUUUCAGUUGCUCGAAAAAUUGGUGCUCGUAUUUAUGCACUACCAGAUGAUCUAGUAGAAGUGAAGCCAAAAAUGGUUAUGACAGUGUUUGCAUGCUUGAUGGGAAGAGGACUGAACAAAAUAAAAUAAUUAAGACAUUUAAUAAAAGUUUCUGCCAUGUUAAACAUGAUAAAUGCCUCACAGUUUUCAAGAUUCUGAAGUUUAACGGAUAUAAAACCAGAGAUAAAUUUGUAUGCACAAGUAUGGAUAUAUAUAUUCAUUAAUUACAUUUUAAUAACUUGUUUAUACUAGUGAAGGUUUCAUUCAAACAAUUUCAUAUUACAUGAAUUAUUUAUGGAUUAAUAGUUCUAUCAGAAUAUGUUCAUUACCAAAUUACGGUUACAUUCUUGCAUUGCUUUUUAAAAAAUCUUGUAAAUCAAACCUAGUUCAUACUGUUUUCAUAGUUUGAAAGGAAUCAGCAGCUUUUAAAAUGUUCUUUCAGGAUCUGUUGUGAAAAUAUAUUUUGAUUUUUGUGGGUGUUGUUUACAUGUAGUCAUAACUGUGUGAAAGUCCAUUCAAACACUAUUAUAUUUUCCCCAAACUGAACAAAGAUCAGCAUCAUUGCCUUAUUCUCUGAAGGUCUGAUCCAAUUCCUGCUGAAGUCAAUGAGAGUCUUGCCAUUGACUUUAUUGGAGCUAGUUUGGAUCUGUGAUCACCAUAUUGUCUAGAGUUUAGUGUUAUGUUGUUGAAUCUUUCAUAUGGGAGUAAACACCUAAAUAUACCAGAUUGUUUUUUUACAAAACAACAAACUUUCAUCAAAGUGAAGAAUAACACUAAAUAGUAAGGCAAAUGUGUACCAUGGACAUUACUGGAAGAUAUGUGUCUAUAUUAACCCUUGCAGCUGGAGUAAAUAUCUGAACUUUCAUAAACUGUUGUAUCAGAAAGCAAUAAACAGAGCUGGCCAGUCCAGUCUGGGGACUCA
Molecule: messenger RNA, 3178 nt
Organism: Dermochelys coriacea (leatherback sea turtle)
Lineage: Eukaryota; Metazoa; Chordata; Testudines; Dermochelyidae
Gene: PLS1
Product: plastin 1
Exons: 16
Coding region: 454-2346 (630 amino acids)
Biological process (GO): actin filament network formation; actin filament bundle assembly
Cellular component (GO): actin filament; actin filament bundle; cytoplasm
Molecular function (GO): actin filament binding; calcium ion binding
Source: RefSeq, a predicted model, not a curated record